UGUUGAUUCAAAAAGCCCGCCAUAGCGCGUCGCUGCUAGCUCUGGUUUUUUUGGGUCUCUCCGUCUAUGUAAGCGGUGCUGGUUUCUCGCGCGACUCACCCAUACCUCCUCCUGUCUCCAUUACUUCUCCCAACUUGCCGUUGCCCUUUUUUUUGGUCGAAUUGAACUUCGCUCCCCUUCCACCUGUUCCACCCAUUCCACCCAUUUCACCCGUCUUUCCCAACGGCCUCGACUAUACCCUUUAAACCCUUCGCUACUCUUUGCUUCUCCCUACGUCCCCGAACCACCCUGCGUUUCGCCAACUCGGUUCAACACCUCGAGUAACCCAUUGGCACACAACCCUUCACAUCUGCAACGUAUUCUCCUCGCGCCACUACCAUCCUCUGCGAACAUCCCGCCACCAUGCUCACCUUCAAGAAAGCCCUCGUGCUUUCGCUCGCCUGUCUGACGCUAUUCUUCAUCUUCAAGUCACAACACCACGGCAGCACAACACCAAAGUACCGCAAUGCACAUGACAUGCCCCGUCCCACCGCCUGGGUCAACCCUGCCGACCGCGAGCGAGAAAAACAGAAAGCAUCCAAGCAAAAAGAGACACAAAAACACGCCGACAAGCCCACAAAGGCUGACCAGUCAGACAAGUCGUUCGAUGUCCCCGACACGCCCUCGAAGAAGCCAAAGACGCAGGUCAGCCUCGACGAGCUGCGCAAGAAGCCCCUCGCAGAACAACUCGAGUACCAAUUCCCCUAUGACGUCGACACAAAGACUCCCGCCUACAUCUGGCAGACGUGGAAGCACACUCCCCAGUCUGGUGAAUUCGAGGAAAUCUUCCGCGAGCCAGAGGCCAGCUGGACCAUCCACCACCCGUCCUUUGUUCACGAGGUUAUCACCGACGAUGUCGCCCUCCACUUGAUCAGACACCUGUACGCCUCGGUCCCCGAAGUCAUUGAGGCUUACAAUGCCAUGCCCAUCCCCGUCCUCAAGGCAGACUUUUUCCGCUACCUCAUCCUCCUUGCGCGCGGUGGUAUCUACUCAGAUAUUGACACUACUGCAUUGAAGCCUGCGUUUGAGUGGAUUCCCUCUGAUGUCGCGGCAAACUCAUACGGCAUGGUUAUUGGCAUCGAGGCAGACCCAGACCGCCCAGACUGGGCCGACUGGUACUCUCGCCGCAUCCAAUUCUGCCAGUGGACUAUUCAGUCCAAGCCCGGCCACCCCGUGCUUGUCGAUGUCGUGUCCAGAAUUACCGAGGAGACCCUGAAGCGCAAGCGCGCCGGCAAGCUCACCGACGACCACAAGGACAUUGUUGAGUUUACUGGCCCUGCUGUAUGGACAGACACCAUCUUUUCCUACUUCAACAACCCCGACUUCUUUGAUAUGAGCACAAGCAAGGGCAAUAUCACCUGGGAAAACUUUACUGGAAUGAAGGCCCCCAAGAAGGUUGGCGAUGUAAUUGUCCUUCCCAUUACCAGCUUCAGCCCCGGAAUCAAGACCAUGGGUGCCGGCGAAGAAGACGACCCCAUGGCCUUUGUCAAGCACAGCUUUGAAGGUAAGCGACAAGAAUCCUAGUACCACUGCUGCACCUUAUGACUUCAUGUUUCUAUUUUUAUUGUAGCGCCGCAUGGUGUAUUUUUCUUUUGGAACUGGUUAAGUUUAGCGCCAUGUUUUUCCCACAAGAGCAGCUCCCAAGGGCAGUCAACAACAGUCUUGUCACAGUCUCGCCGUAGCGUUGGUGCGUCAUUCGUUAGAGCGCUGACGAAAACAAUGUGGCCACUAAUCGCGCGGCGAGACCGUUCGCCCGUUCUAAUGUCUAAUUAUUACUACCCGGAGCUUAUUCACGCGCUCUAUACCUAAUCUGACGGGUUUAAUACGAUGUCAAUACGAAGAAACGGGUUGCUCGGCGAUGCACGGCACAACUUGUCAUCUUCCCCAUGCACCGAGCUAUUUUCCGUGUUCCGUCAAAGACCGAGAUUUUCUAAC
Molecule: messenger RNA, 1974 nt
Organism: Bipolaris sorokiniana ND90Pr
Lineage: Eukaryota; Fungi; Ascomycota; Dothideomycetes; Pleosporales; Pleosporaceae
Product: glycosyltransferase family 32 protein
Exons: 1
Coding region: 403-1563 (386 amino acids)
Biological process (GO): protein N-linked glycosylation
Cellular component (GO): mannan polymerase complex
Molecular function (GO): alpha-1,6-mannosyltransferase activity
Source: RefSeq, a predicted model, not a curated record